CUAGCACUGUUCAGCCUAGUGACCAUCGUAGGAAACAUCUUGGUCAUCUUGGCCGUGUGCAGGGAGAGGUACUUGAGGACGGCCACCAACUACUUCAUCGUCUCGCUGUCGUUGGCCGAUCUACUCAUUGGGGCCCUCGUCAUGCCUUUCAGCAUUUCGUUGGAGGCAGAGAGCGGAGUGUGGAGGUAUGGGAAGACGUGGUGUGAUUUGUGGCACUCUUUCGAUGUUCUUGCAAGCACUGCUUCAAUACUCAACUUGUCCAUCAUAUCACUAGACAGGUACUGGGCCAUCACGGACCCCAUAGCCUACCCCCGAAAGAUGUCGUCCAACAGAGCCCUUUUCCUGGUCGCAGUAGUCUGGCUCUGUUCGGCGUGCAUCAGCUUUCCAGCCAUCUUCUGGUGGGACCAAGUGAAUCCACACCUCAGCGUUGAGACCGUCUGCACUUUCACGGAAGACUCCAUGUACCUCGUCUCCUCAUCUCUCAUAUCAUUCUACUUGCCUAUGUUCAUCAUCUUCUACGCCUAUUACAGCAUCUACAACGCCGCAGUGAAGCAGAAAAAAAUUUUAAUGUCGGGGACGAUGACGAUGGCCAACAAGAGAGGAUCGUUGGGGUUGGAACUAAUCAUUCACCCAUUCAAACAACAACCACUGCAACCGUCAACAACAACAACAAAAACUCAACCACCACCAUCAUCAUCAUCAUCACUGCUACUCACAUCAUCACUACUCAGAACUCAACAGAACGUCAGACCCUCAAGGCUCAUCUCAAAAAAAUGGGCCACUUUUACUUUACGGCAACGUAUCAGCAGGGCGGCCAAAGAACAGAAAGCCGCUAAAACUCUUGGAUUUGUGGUCGGCGUUUUCGGCUUCUGUUGCUUCCCGUUUUUUGUAACGAACCUUUUAUAUGGCGUCUGUCACAAGAACUGUGUUCCCAAUGCUGAUAUCGUCUUUCCGAUUUUCACCUGGCUUAUGUACGUCAACUCUGGAAUGAAUCCUUUCAUCUACGCCUACUCGCUGCGAGAUUUCAGGAGAGCUUUCUUGAAGAUUUUG
This is a messenger RNA of Helobdella robusta, 1050 nucleotides long. RefSeq lists its product as hypothetical. Gene Ontology annotation, biological process: adenylate cyclase-activating adrenergic receptor signaling pathway. The transcript is spliced from 3 exons. The record is from RefSeq and is a predicted model, not a curated record. Lineage: Eukaryota; Metazoa; Annelida; Clitellata; Rhynchobdellida; Glossiphoniidae. Gene Ontology annotation, cellular component: membrane. The annotation marks the transcript as partial. Gene Ontology annotation, molecular function: G protein-coupled receptor activity.